AUGGGUUAUGAAGUAUCACUAUUUUUAGCAUCACGUGGUUGUAGAGUAAUAAUAGCUGACGUUGUAACAUACCAAUACUUAGAUUUAGCUAGUUUGACUUCCGUGCGAAAGUGUGCCGCCAUUUUGUUGUUUAAUGAGCCACGAUUGGAUAUUAUCAUCAAUAACGCGGGAUGUGCUGGGUUUAAACACAAAACUGAAGAUGAUAUAUACAAAGUGCUACAGGUUAAUUAUAUUGGACACUUCUUAUUGACACAUUUAUUAACACCUUUGUUAAUUAAAACAAAACAUUCACGUGUUGUAUUUGUUACUUCACUGCUUGCUUUCACAAAUAAUUUACACCUAGAGAAGGAAUACAAAGUACUCUAUACUGUGCAUUAUCAGAAAACGUACAAUCUGGUGACUUCAUAG
Messenger RNA from Dalotia coriaria, 408 nucleotides. RefSeq names its product dehydrogenase/reductase SDR family member 13-like. The transcript has 4 exons. Lineage: Eukaryota; Metazoa; Arthropoda; Insecta; Coleoptera; Staphylinidae. The record is from RefSeq and is a predicted model, not a curated record. The coding region runs from base 1 to 408 and encodes 135 amino acids.